CUGCCUGUGGACCUGUCCACGAUAUUACUGUUUUACAGCUUUUAUGUAAUGGUUUUAAAGUAAUGAACUCUUAAGUGCAAACCAAAACAAGUUGUGGGAUCUAAUGGCAGUGUGUGGGUCAUGUGAUCAGCAGAUGAGGUUUACUGUAAUAACAUCCUUCAGAGGAAAGAUGAUGGAUGAACUUCUAUGUUUAUUCAGUGCUUCAUGAAAUCAUGUUUCACUUUCUAAAAAGGUAUGUAAAUAUUUUUUUGAAAGCAUUACAUUAAUUCACAGCAGUUUUGUACUAUUAUUAAACCUCAGUGGUCUCAAAAGCUUUUUUAAAGACUAUAUUUAAUAAUGUUUGCAAGUGUAAAUUGAAAUUCUGAUGGGAAUCAUUACCACACCAUUUGAUUAAAUAUACUCUCAGUGAUCACAUGUUGAUAUAAAUCUCUCUCAACCUUAAUUUAAAUAUUUUUUCAAAUGUUUGCUUAGUGUUUCGUAGGAAUGUCCUGAUAAUUUGGCAUAUUAUUACACUAUCAGUAUAGAAUACUCUGUCUAGAGGAAAGAUUAUACAAAUAAUGUAUCGCUUCCUUUAGUUUUCUGUUAUUAUCGAAUAGCCUGUAUAUUUGUUUUGCAGCAGAUAGUAUUGCUGAAUUGCUGAUGACAACAACAUGUUUCAGUUACAGUAACAGGUGCAACUAUGAUCAGAUAAAAUGAUGAAGAUGUUAGGUUCUAUUUCUGUAUUUUCCAUAACAUUGCACAACCAAGUACAAGUGUUACAUUAUUUCAUAAGUGAAAAGUUCAUCUUUGAAUAUGUUUUACUUUUAAAUUAGGCGUAUUGUGGACUUUUUGUGCCAAAAAGUUUGGUAUUACAUGAUCAUCGUAAUCACAAUACACAUAUAUCCCUAAAUAAUGCACUUUUAUAGGGAUAGCAUUUUUAUUUCAUACAAUGAACGUGAAUGGUGACUGAGACUGGCAUACUGCUUACAUCUUUUGUGUUUUAUGUAGGAAAUAAAGUCAUGCAGGUCUGGAGUAACAUGAGGGAUUUACUGGUGACAGAAUCUGUACAUUUUUGGGUGAACAAUCCUUUAAUGAUCUGAGUGUAUUUGAUUGUUUAAUCAUAUGUGAUGUAUGUUUUUUCUCUUUAGCUUUCCUGCUAUGGAGAUUAAUGGUGAUGCAUGAUUUCUACUCACUGAACAUCAACACAAGUCAUUUUGAGAAGGCAACCAUCACUAAAAAAGUGGCUUGUGGACAUUGAGAAACUAAAGAGAAUGACCUAUUAUUGAAAUUCACAAAGAGCUGAACCUGUGAAGACAACAAUUUGUUGCACCUUGCAGAGUCUGCCAAAACAACGAAUGAUGAAAAAGUUUCAUGACAUUCAAACCACCAUUUAAUCGCAUCCCCUUAAAUCAUUAGUUUAACAGUGAAUUGUGGCACUUUAAUCUUUCAAAAAUGACUGAAAAUAUGUAUGAGGCAAACCAGUUCACUAACCAUACCAACGGAACCUAUUUGUUGGGUACGCCUCACUAUGGUGUACCUAACAUAAACUCAAUUCAGUCAUCUCCAAUGUCCCCACGUCUCAACCACGAGCAAUUAGCAUCUCCUGUCACACCAGGAAAUGAACAUUCUCCAAUGCUUGACAUGCCAGGCAGUGCUGUGACUUGGGAUUAUAAUCAGUUUGGAAGGCCUGCCCCCUCAUCAUGGGGUUCCUCCUCUCAGGACGAACUGUCUGAGACCUCUGGUUCCUCUCAAAUCUAUCCUUAUAACUCUACAUUGACUUCCAAAUACAAUGAAAAUGCUCAAUAUCCUCAAAUGUUGGAUUCAUUCUCAAAGGCCUUUCCAACAAAGAACCUUUACCUUUUCUUUGGUGACAGUAACAGUACAGUUGAAAAGAACUCAGAAAAUAAUCACAUUUCAGGGGAUUUGCAGUUACCUCAAAGAGAAACCUUUUCAAAUGGGAUGGAUAGACAACCCUUGGAGUCUCCUAUUUUUAAUCCAAUGGCCACUGAAGCUCAAACACAUUCAAUAUGUGAUCAUUCAGGGUUCCGUCCACCAGACAGCCCAAUGCAUGGUCUUUACCAAAACCACCAGCAGUUUAAUUAUGCGUACCAGCAACACAAACCAAAAGUAACCAACUUGGAGCAGGUCAACAGGGGUCUCCAUGAGCCACAAAGCCCUUGGCAUCAUCAGCACGGCUAUCAAGUCCAUCAAAGUCAUCUAAUGUCGUAUCCAAUGGCCUUGAAUCAACAACAACAGCUUAAUUUACAACAUAGAGGAACGUUUGCAUGUAAAACUCAUCUAAACUCUCAGGAGGACCAUGAUUCUUCUCAAUCACCAACGUAUGGCCACAACCAAGACUUUAAGACUCCAGAGCAGCAGACUUUGCAAGAUAGUCAUAGCUUGAACCUUCUAUCUCCACAUUAUCAGGACCUGCAACACAGUCACGUAAUUUCCCAUGAAAACGGUCCUUACCAACACCAGCAGCCUCAGGGCCACUUCCAAUCAGUUUCUCUAAAGCAAAGCAGCAUGUUUGAUGAUGGUCAUUUGGCGUCGUUUGACAAACACUCCUCUGCACCCAACACACCAGUUUAUUCUAGUCCCCAAGAAGAUGGCCAGUCUGGUUUAAACUUCCCCAGUAGGAAUGAAGAUCUUUGCAGUCCACAUUAUCAGAGCAAGCAUUCAGGGGGCAGUAAAGGCGUUCCACAGACGACUAUAAGGGGAGAUAUUUUUACUCAUCUAACCUCGCAUACACCUCACUGGCCACAGGCAACUUCACCCGAUACUCAUGCUGAAGGCAUUUCACCACAUUACAGGGCCGAAACUGGGCUGAUGAGUGGGGAGAGAUCACACACUAAGAUGACUUGCACCGUCUGUCAGAGGGAAUUCAAGAGUCUUCCAGCCCUGAACGGCCACAUGCGCUCCCACAAAGGAUGCAGAACACAUCAGUCAUCUCUCAAAAUGAGAAAUGGACAGAUUCAUCUGUCUAGCGAGGUUUCUCAAAUCAACCCCAUCAUCUUACCGGUGUCUGUUCCGGUAAAGGAUUGCCUAGUCAACUCCAAACUUACUCUCAGUCCGCAGUGUCACCAGAAAGAAGAUGACCCAAAUGCCUUAAUUAAGUCUUGUGCACAGCCACCCCUCCCUUCUGUGCAAAACCAACCUUCCUGUAUAAAGAGAUCAGUGUUGGAUGAAGAACGUGUACCAAAGCAGGAGAAGAAAAGGUACCGUUACUGUCUGGUUCCUUUAAUAAUUCCUCCACUCAGCGGCGGUCAGGCGUCCAGAGGUGCUGUGCUCUUCCGGAGUCAGCUGCGGUCAGCGAGCAGCACGGGAGAUGAAGUGCCCUACACCCCUCCACCCAUGCUCAGCCCUGUACGCCCCGGGUCAGGCCUCUUCACUGCAGUCAAUGGAAGGGGCAAGAUUGGGAGGGCAGAGUCUGCCAUAAAUGUGUUCCCCUCUCCAGCUAGUGAUAUGGACGGCUUUGCGGUGACUUCAGCGGACAAAGAAAUGAAUGUAAAACCUCGGAUAAAUAUUGGCAAAGAAUUUCAAGCCAACAUCCCGGAAAUGAAGAGUCAGUCCAUUACAGAGAAAGAUACCCAUAAUGCUGUUCUUUUAUGGAUGCCCACUGAAGACCUGGAGAACACAGACAACCAGCAGAAAGUGGACAAUCUUUUGAAAAUGGCUCGCUCUAGUGUUCUACCAGGAGGGGGAAUUAACACUGAAUACGUCCUCCAUUGUCUUUUUGAAUGCAGAGGAGAUAUUAUGAAUACCCUCGAAAGACUUCUCUUGCCAGUGCUAUGGAAAAACGGAUCCAGCGUUAAAACAGACUAUCAUUACGCAGGCUCAGAUAAGUGGACUCUUCAAGAAAAACGGCAGCUGAACAAAGCACUUUUAAUUCAUCACAAAGACUUCAAUCUAGUCCAGAAAAUGGUCAAGACGAAGUCAGUUUCUCAGUGUGUUGAAUACUAUUACACAUGGAAGAAGCGCUUGCGUCUGGGUGCAAGAGUUAAUACAACUAUGACUACACCUGUUCAGAAACGACAGGGGGACUGGGCGAUAAGCAACACCGCACAACCAGACAAAGAAGCCAAGUGCCAAACCAGGAACUCUGAAAUAUCGGACAACUCCAACACUUUGUUUGUCAGUGAGGUGUCAAAUGCUCAGAUGAAUGGAGAAACGUGGAACCAGAACAAUCUCGGGCUGCUCUGUAGCUCUCCAGCAGAACACAGAACUUCAACUUUGACAAAGGUGUUGUGUUCAGGUUCUGUGAGAAGCUCUUUUUCCAACAGCACCACCAGUGGAGAUACCGAUUCAGCCCUCAUAUUUCCCUGCACCGAGUGCGGAAAGGUGUUUUUAAAGGCUAAGAGUCGAAAUGCCCAUAUGAAGACACAUCGUCAGCAGGAAGACACGCAGUUGGUGAAGUUUCCCAGGGUUCCUGAACAAGACACCACUAAAGCAACACAUAAGCCUUCAUUCUUUACCUUGUGAUGGUAUUGCAGAAGUAAAAAGAUUACCUUUAAAUGACAUGGAGUCUGUCCAGGAAAUGGAUUGCCAUCUGAAGAACCUUAGAGUCCACUGGACUAAAUGACCCAAGUUUCAGCUCACUGAAAACACAGUAAACUGUAGCAAGUGAAACAAACUGUUUUAUAUAAAUGGCAUAACCACUUGUAUAUUAAAACUGAGUAUAUCUUCUUUGGUGUAAAAAGUACAUAAUGCUUUUUUUCUGCUUUGAAUCUUCAAUAUCUGUGCAUUAUUUGACUUUGUAUCAUAUUUCAUUUUUAAUAAACCACCAUGAUGCUUAGUGAUUAUGAAACAUUCUCACUUUUACAAUUUCUCUCACAAUUGUUACAUCAGACUUUUAAUUAUGGAUGCUCGUUACAUUUAAUAUCCAUGCAUCAAGACAUGUCUGGUUGACAUGACCCUAAACCAGCCUAAUAAUGCAAGACUUCCUUAAGACCAACUGAUCGACUAGUCGAUUUGGAAAAUAUGUAGUUUGCCCAUGCCUAUACUGCGAUGUAUAUGUACACAUAAAGAUGUGUGAAACAGUAUGCAACAAGAUUUUCAAACAUGUUACAUGACCACUACAAGUGUUUAAUGUGCACAGUAUAAAUGCUGUAUAUAGUCAGUACAAGUAGUAUGGUCUAAUUGUGAAAAAGACAGAAAUGAUGUAAGAGUAUAACAUAUCUUUCAUUCUCUUUGAGGUAUAAAAUAUAGAAUGUGCUUUGUUUAAUCUGCUUAUCUGAAUCCUCUUGUACACA
This is a messenger RNA of Myxocyprinus asiaticus (Chinese sucker), 5231 nucleotides long. RefSeq names its product transcriptional-regulating factor 1-like. Bases 1432 to 4461 code for a protein of 1009 amino acids. The record is from RefSeq and is a predicted model, not a curated record. The transcript has 16 exons. Gene Ontology annotation, molecular function: transcription corepressor activity. Gene Ontology annotation, cellular component: transcription regulator complex; histone deacetylase complex. Gene Ontology annotation, biological process: negative regulation of DNA-templated transcription; regulation of transcription by RNA polymerase II. NCBI's taxonomy places the organism in Eukaryota, Metazoa, Chordata, Actinopteri, Cypriniformes, Catostomidae.